Molecule: messenger RNA, 324 nt
Organism: Mycosarcoma maydis (corn smut)
Lineage: Eukaryota; Fungi; Basidiomycota; Ustilaginomycetes; Ustilaginales
Exons: 2
Coding region: 1-324 (107 amino acids)
Source: RefSeq, a predicted model, not a curated record
AUGGUACUGAUCGGCAUGCGCUGGCAACACGGCGACGGCACUUGGCACUACCAUGGUACAACGGCACACCAGCACGAUUGCCAAGGCUUACUGCAAGCGGAUGCUGCUGCAGACGUUGCAAAGUGUAUCGAGUAUCGGCCUGGCGUGGCCAAGCUUGAACUGAGUGAGGCCACUAACAAAAGUCAUGAGAACUUGAAUCAACCCGUCUUUUACGAGACUACUCACAGAGCCGCGCAAAGGACGUGCUCAAAAAAUAGGAUAGAUAGCAUUGAAUAUCGCUCUGAUAGCUACGCCCUCGAGGAGAUCUUGGUUGUAACGGCGUGA